Colletotrichum phormii is the source of this 302-nucleotide messenger RNA. RefSeq lists its product as uncharacterized. The record is from RefSeq and is a predicted model, not a curated record. Lineage: Eukaryota; Fungi; Ascomycota; Sordariomycetes; Glomerellales; Glomerellaceae. The coding region runs from base 43 to 219 and encodes 58 amino acids. The transcript has a single exon.
UUGAAUUUUCACCGGAUCGCGCCAGUUGUGCAGACAUGAACCAUGCUGGUUGGGCCUCAACAGCAACUGCUGGCAGGAGACCAGCGGCGCAAAGUAGGAUCAGCGACUAAUACUAAGGUACGGGAUAGGCGGACUGGGGACAAGCCGCGAGACGAUUCGGAGCCAGACAGACACUUGGACCUGAAAAUAGGACACAGAAAGUAUGGUGAGGUAAGGUAAGCACCAUUCAAGCUGCUUCACCUCGCCGCCUCAAGUUGGCCGAGCUAGGGCAUUCCACCAUUUCAGUCGCCCUCUCCCUGAAG